This is a messenger RNA of Sardina pilchardus (European sardine), 7843 nucleotides long. Its product is annotated as basic helix-loop-helix domain-containing protein USF3. Gene Ontology annotation, molecular function: protein dimerization activity; RNA polymerase II transcription regulatory region sequence-specific DNA binding; DNA-binding transcription activator activity, RNA polymerase II-specific. The transcript has 7 exons. Gene Ontology annotation, biological process: positive regulation of transcription by RNA polymerase II; negative regulation of epithelial to mesenchymal transition. NCBI's taxonomy places the organism in Eukaryota, Metazoa, Chordata, Actinopteri, Clupeiformes, Clupeidae. The record is from RefSeq and is a predicted model, not a curated record. The coding region runs from base 232 to 7233 and encodes 2333 amino acids.
UGGAAAACUCCCUUCCAGGAGGUUAGGUUGAGAGAGGACAGCUCAUUGUCAAGCACUAAAGUUUUGACAGGCUUGGACCAAAAAAUGGAGAAGCUACAGAACUCCUCAGCUGAAGUUGGUGUAUCGCAGGAAUUGCGAAGGUGUCUGAAAAUGUGUUAACCUGGCACGUUUGUUGGGAAGAACCCCCUGGCUGGUGUCAGCCGUAACGGGGAGGCCUGAAAGAGAGUCAGGAUGCCAGAGAUAACACAAAGUCAGACCCCGGUCCACAAAUCUCCAAGUAGGAGGAAGAAAAACAAAAACAAGGAGAGCCAUAAUGCAGUUGAAAGACAUCGUAAAGAGAAAAUCAAUGCGGGCAUCAACCGCAUUGGAGAUCUCUUGCCUUGCUCCCCAGCUCUUAAACAGAGCAAAAACAUGAUCCUAGGCGAAGCUCACCGUUAUAUAACAGAACUGAAGCAGCAGAAUGAUGAAAUGCUUCUCACUGGUGGUGACAAGGGGCAAGCGGAAGAGAUAAAGCGGCUGCGGCGGCAAAUUGAGGACCUGCGCAAGGAAAGUGCUCAUUACCUUGAGCUGCUCAAAGCCAACGGCGUUAACUUCCUUGAUGACCCAACAAUUCACUGGAAGGGCAAGCAGCGUAGUGCGAAAGUGGCUAAAGUAACACCAACUCACCUGCUGUCCAAGGGGAUCAUUGUCUAUUCCAGUGGAAAUACCAUCUCUCCAUCUGGUAAACAGCCUGGUCAACCAAAUCUUAUCCCACAGCAAGACAAACAGCCUGAGACUGCUGUGAUAGUGGAACGUGCCUGUGACGUUAGACCGGUUAUCCACAAUAGAGCACAAGUCCAUGAUGUCGUACCAUCCUCCACUCCACAGCAUAUACCUGUAGCGACCCUUAUUCCUGCUGUGACCAGGAUUGGACUCGCAGUAGUUGAACAGCCUGCUGCAGUGGCCCCAGUUGCUCCGAAAUUGCCUCCCCCUGUGAACUACAUCACUUUUCAGAGCCUGUGCCCACAACCUGCAGUCACUGCCCACUUGCCUCAGCAACCCCUGCCAGUCUCUCCUGCCCCUACCCUUACGUCUGGAACCAUCUCCACUGUCUUCCCAAGGCAAGGUGUAACCCAUCUCUCUCGAGGUGCUGACAGCAGACUGCUGGCCCCGGAUGUUGCGGUAAUGGUAACCUCUGCCAAUCAAACUUUAUCGUCUAGUUCGAACCUCCUCAGUGCCGCAGGGAAUACUCAGACAACAUGGACAACAUUGCAUCUAGCAGGGAACACGGUGCAACCUGUCUGUCAGGCACUGCCUACUUCAGACAGCAAUGGGAGCAACAGUGCUGGCCCGCAGCAGUUUUCUGUGUGCUCUGUAGGUGUGAAACCAUCAACCCAGCCCACAACAAUUCAGAUCCAACAACAAGCUGUUGCCAUGCCACAAGUUGCUUUCUCUACAUCUCUCCCACUCCAGUCUUCACAGCAGCAACAGUCACAGCUUCAGCCCCAGUCAGCCAUCUUGCCCCAAUCAACAUUGUUAACUCACCCAGUCAGUGUUUCCCAGGGUCAGCCUGUCAUCUUUCCCCAACCAACACUGGGGCCUCAUUCACAAGUAACUGUACUGUCUCAGCCAACCAUGCAACCUGUAGCUCAGCCGCAGCCAGCUCUGAUAUCCGUGGGCCAGCCUAAGCCAGUUCUGCUACCCCAGACUAAACCACAACCAGCCUUACUUCCCCAGCCUCAGUUGGCUGUGAUGCCUCAGUCUGCUGUAAUAUCUCAGCAACAGUCUGUCGCACCACCACAACCCCAGCCAGCUCUUUUACCCCAGCCUCAGUCCUCGAUUGUUGCUCAGCCACAGUCGGCAGUAAUGCCCCAAGCCCAGCCAGGCCUCAAUCAGCGGCAAGCUGCUGUGGUGCCUAUGCUUCAAACAAUGCAAGUUUUGCAGGUGAAUCCUGCUGGGACAACAGUUGCUACAGUCCCAGUGCAACAAAACAAUAAUCCAAAUGUUGUUAUCUUACAGCAGGCUGGUUCCUGUACAGCCCAGCAAGUGAUGAGGGAGGAUCUGAGCAGCCAGACCACCCAGACACCUUGCCAACAUAUUGUUAUCAUUCAGGCACCUAAUCAGACUCCCCAAACACCACAGACCCCCCAGACAGUAGUUCCUGCUGCAAUGCCUGUAUUACCUGGUAAUAUUACAACUUCGAACGCACUUCCUGUUAACAAUAAUCAGGCUGUUUCAGGCAAACAGUUGGUACAUAUUCUUCCACAGCUUUCAUCACAGGCCCCUCAGACCAUCUCUAUGAAUGGACAAGUAUUUGUUUUGCAACCAGUGCAAUCGCCUGACAAGGGGAUUGGUCUGGCUGCACCAGUUCCCCAACAGAUUGGUCAAACAUCUGGUGAAGAACAGAGUGGUAGUCUCACUGUCCACACCUUGGGCUCACUUACAAGCCUUAACCAGACCGACUCACAGGUUACUAGUCAAAGUAUUGUCCAAGUGCACACCAUUGCUCCACCGGCUCCCACACCUACAGAAACACCUGCACCACCCAAGCAAGUGAGUAGUGAAGUCAAAGGGCCUGUGAGGAAAAUAGGACCUUGUAGGAAACCAGGCAGGAAACCUAAAUCUGCUAGAGGUAAAGACCUUAAACUUGGACGAUGUCUUCUCCCAAUUGCAGCCAAGCCUACAACACAGCCGACUAAGCCAUUUGAUUCAGCCCAACUUCUAAAGAAAUCCACUACUGCUGUAAUUGCUCCAAAAACAAUUUCAAGUUCUAAGAGUACAAUCACUGUGAGUAGUACAAGCAGUGUGCAGACCACAACAGCAGCCACCAAAAACAGUCCUACUGUGAUGAAGUCACCUGUCACUGGAGUAAAUCUCGCAGCAAGUGGAGUUUCAAGUACAAGUGCCAGUUCUUCUGAGAACACCCCGUCAAUCAGUGUUGCUGUUUCAGAACCUGUGGUAACGGUAACCAGUAUCCAGCCAACGCUGGAUAAGUCAACAGUUGCUUCUCCAGUUACUAACUGUAAUGGUGUUAGCACCACAUCAAGUGUCCCAUCAGUAACACCUGCCAGCUCUGCUCCUAGUAGAACGGUGGCCACAUCCAAUCAUUUUACACAGGAAACAAUACCUGUGUCUAAAGAAACGGCCAAACAGAGCAGAUCUGCUGCUGCGACAAAUACAUGUUCUUUGAAUACAUCAAUUGACAAUGGUGUGCCGAUGACAAAAGACACAACUGCAGUCUCUUGUGUUGACUCCAUUGUGAAGCCUCCAUGCUCAGCAGUCAGUGUUCAGCCUGUGAGCAGAGAAUCCCCUCCUCAGACUAAAACGGUUUGUGUUGGUCUUUCUGUACCCAGUAUACCUUCAGCAACAAGCUAUAGCUCAAUGCAGACUACAGCAUUAGUUACUUGUGUUGGUUCCACUCAUAGUAAACCAAUGGUUAUACCCUCUAGUGGUGUAAUGGUUCCUCCCACUCCUACAAUUCACACCUCUGCUCCAUGCAGACCAGUGAUUUCUGUUCAGUCAAAUCAGCCUUCUUUACAGUGUCAUAAAACUGCAAAUGUACUGGACUCCUCACAAAUUUGCCGUUCUUCUACUUUGCCUUCAAUUCAAAUAUCUUGUACUGAGCCUUCAUUGCAGUUAACUCCUUCAGCUACAGCCAGCCAGAUACAACCCCCUGAGCCCAGGAAACGAGAUAAUACAAGUGGAUCUCGGAGCCAAUCUCAGGAAGUAGGCUUGGCUCCUCUACCUUCCACACAGAUGAGUUCUGCUGAAUUGAAACUUGACUCAAGAAAGGAGAAAGAGCAUGUAUCUAUUGAGAAAGGUCAUUUGCUGACUGAUAGAUGCCCUAGGAAAGACUCUACCCUGUCUCAAGAGGUGUAUGCAUUAGAGCAGGAUUCUUUGGAACAACCCCUUAUUUCAAAUAGUCAGACAGACUUGCCACUCUCAGCUGGUGGUAGAGGGUUUUCAGUUGCCUCCAUGCUUCCUACUGGCCACCAUAUAAGUGCUUCGUCUAACAGCUUUGGAACAUUCAGUUUCACACCCGAGCAGGCAGAAAUACUGGCGUUGGUUACCGCUUGGGAUCUACCGAAAUCCCAGCAAGCCCCCAACAGCAAAGAAAGGAACCCAGAGCAGCAGUUCAAGCCAAGCAAACACCUGGAUCUGCCCUUGGUAAAAACCUCUUCCCAAAGCUCUGUCAGAUGUCCACCAGUGGAAGGAACAACAAGCCGGCCAAAUAGACCACCUCACAGUGUGGCUUAUUCACAGUCUCAGUCCGCUUCAGUUGGUAGUCUUAAUGUCAACAAUUUAAUACGUCCCAGUUCCAGUCAGCCUUACCCUGGGUCUCCCAGUCUUGCCCAGCAAGCGACGGUUCCCUCACCAGGAGGCCCUGCUAACUUGGUGUCCCAACCAUCCACCCCUAUUCUUACAAACUGUUCAGUAUCUGGACAGCUGAAUGAGUACACACCCCUCAAGAGCUCCCUCAUGCGUCCACACGGUGGUGGUGUAGCCGAACGACACCUGAAGGAGCUGUCGAAGCGUCCAGCCCAGGACGAUGUGAUGUUACCAAGUAACAAACGUCCCAAAGGCUGCCAGCCUGGCAAUGUCGGACGCAUGGAUGCCAAGACUGCAGACCACUCCCAGAUGAUUAUUGGUCAAAUGACCCCAGGCUCUUCAACUGUCAUGACUCGAAUCAAUCCAGAGAGCUCACUUUUUUCCAGCAAUGGCUUCAUGAGCACAGUACUGAGACCAACAGAUGGCCAUUGCCCCUCUCAGGUACUCUCUCAAGAACCCAAUCAACCUGGUGUAGUACAUCUUCAGCCCAGUCACUCCCAGAAUAGUGCCCAGUCACAGCAACACAUUGGAGGAAACCCUUACCUGAAGCAUCAACAGCAAGAGCAGCAGAGACAUCACCUGUAUCAGCUACAACAUCAUCUCACACAAUCCGACAACACACAGGGUCAGCUGCACAACAUCCAUCAAAGAACGAUGCAGCAGGAUCAGCACGUCCACAAAAAGAGGGGAAUGGUCCGUGGGGGUCAGACAGGACCUCCUGUUGGUAUGCAGCAGAAACAGCAUCAUCUGGAGAAGAGCGGGUUACAGCAGCAUACUCCAUCUCAGCAACAUCAACAGCAUCAACAGCAGCAGCACCAACAGCAGCAGCAGCAGCAAGCACAUCAGCAACAGCAGCAACAAGCACAUCAGCAGCAUCAACAACAACAGCAGCUGCAGCAGCAUCAACAGCAACAUCAUCACCAACAGCAACAGCAGCAAUCCCAGCAACUCCAGCAGGCCCAGCACCAACAAUCACAGCCCCAUCAACAGCAGCAGCAGCAAAUUCAGCAGCAGAGUUCUCACUCACGCCAUCAACACCUUCAACAGCAGAUUCAGCAGCAGCACUUUGGGGGACGACUGCAGGAGAAGACAUGUGAGGCCCAGCCAACAGGCCCAAGGACUCAUCAGAACAGUCAUAUGGGGCAGCAGGAGUGUCAGAGCGGGCAGGACCACAACACUGUCCAAAGACUAAUGGGUUCUCGGAGUCUGGAGCAGCAGUUGACCUCACAGGCUAAUAGCUCUGUGUCUCGUUCAUCUGACCUCACCUGUGCUCCUUCACGACACGAGCGCCAGCGUCUUUCUAGCUACUCAGCAGAGGCUCUCAUUGGAAAGUCGUCCUCGAGUGGCGAGCAGCGCAUGGGGCUUCACCUGCAGGCCCCACGUGGUAACAAUCAAGAUCAGCCAGACUUGCGCUAUUUGGACCGGGGAAAAGGGAAUAUCAACCACAACCCAGCAAAUAGGCUGCCACCUGACCACCCUGGGCCAGCUGAUGUCCAGCGUAUUAAUGAAUGCCCUCCUUUUAAGACCCUGAGCAGUAGCCACCAACUUGGCAAUUUCGAGGUGCAAGUGUCCCGUGCAGGAGAUGCCAAUAAAACUGUACCCCCAGUGCAACGGGGCCCUCCGCUGCAAGGCACCUUCCGAAUGGGCCCAGGUUCAGCAGGGGAUGGCCGGUCACGUGUGCCUUAUUCAGGCACUCAUGGAGUGUCACAGGGCAUGCAGAUUGGGGUAGGGCAAGAGGCUUGCCAGAGCUUCAUGCAAAGUCUCCUGGCUCCACAUCUACCUGAGCAAACUGGACAUCAACGGUCAACGCAGUGCUGCCCCCCUGUUAGCAUAGAAUAUAGCUGUGUGCCUGGAACAUCUGCUGGGGAUUUGCAGGCCAAAGCUUCUAGUCCUAGCCUGUCCUCAUCUCAAAAGGCUCCUGCAAUGCGCCAUGGAGAAAGCAAUAAGGGACACAUACCCCAGGUUAGUGGGAAUUUGCAUGGCCAAGGAGUUAGGACAGGACUCCCCCAUCCUCCAACACCUCAGAGUAGUGCUGAACCAGGAAGAAACCCUGCUCCUUCGAGACCUCUGUCGGUCAGUCAACGCACCCGCCAUAUCGGACAAGAGGCUCAGAGCUCUAAGAUUCGACCAGGGGAACGGCAAAGGUCAGGAACCGUAAGAAAUGCAGACCUGUUUGAGUCUGAGGGCUCCCUACCACUACCUUCCACUGGAGGUGUUAUCCUUGGGCGUCCACAGACCGGGGCUGAGACGCGGAGGGGCAGUAUAGUGCGCUUCAUGCCUGACAGCUCACAGGUCAGCGGUGAAAACAAUCUGGUGUCUGACCAGCAUCUCUCUCAGAACUUUCCUAGUUUCCCUUUCAUCGCAGAUGGCAGCAUGAACCCACCGCCACCCAUAAAUGCAAAUUCUACUUUCAUCCCCCCUGUUAGCCAGUCUGGUACAUCUCGCACCCCAGCCCUUCUACCUGUGGAGCCUCAGAAUACUUUGCCCUCAUUUUACCCCUCCUAUUCCCCUGCAGCUCAUCCCAGCCUUCCAAGUGAUCUCCCACUACAGUAUUUCUCCAACCAAAUGUUUACAAGCCCAAGUACAGACAAGAGUAGCACCGCCCCACUCAACAACCGCUUUAGUUCCAUACUCUCCCCACCCCGACCGGUUGGCUUUGCUCAAGCCAGCUUUCCCCUGCUCCCAGAAAUGCCUCCCAUGCCCAUUGGGAACUCUUCAAGUAUCACCCCUCACCUUCCGAACUUCAAUUUGACUUCACUAUUCCCAGAAAUUGCCACAGCAAUGCCACCGGAUGGCUCGUCAAUGCCAAUGUCCCCGUUGCUGUCUUUGACCAACACAUCAUCUACAGACUCUAGCAAACAGACCAACCGCCCUGCCCACAACAUCAGUCAUAUUUUGGGGCAUGAUGGGAGCUCUGCUGUCUAAACAACACUUGAGACUGUUGGUUGUGAAUCAAGACCUAGAAUAUUUCAAGGGUGUUUCAGGUGUUAUCAUGCUGUCCCUCACAGGGAUUCUUUUUAAAGAUAUAGUUUUUCACCUGUAGCUAGAUGAUUUGAUACUGUAACAGGAGUUCUACUUUUGUGAUGACCAGAGUAGUGGCCAUGGUAUUUGAUAUCAUGGUAGUCAGGGUUAUACAAGGACAUGAUAUGCCAUGAUACAUUUUUUCCAUCUGUAAUGUUUGGUUGAUUUAAAUCUUUCUCUGCUCAUUUUGAAAGAUCUUUGUGUACAAAUAUUCUUUUCUUUAUUAUUGUUGUCUCCAAAAGAGUUUAAGGUUUUUCUUGCAAAUUAGAAUAUCCACAAGGAAAGAGUUUGAUUAUUUAUUUAAGUUCCUAGAACAAAUUGUAGAUAUUUGUAAAUAUACAAAGUUGAUUAUUAAAGGUUUUCUAAGUAAAGUGUUUGUGCUGAUUUCUUUUCUAAAUAGUGAUAGUCAAUAGCCAUGCAUCUUGGAACAUAGUUUCAUGUUUUGUUUUUGUACAUUUCUUGUAUUACAGAUUAGCUUAUACAUGUCUUUUUUGUAACAGUGAUGACUGCUUAU